This is a messenger RNA of Rhodofomes roseus, 1557 nucleotides long. Its product is annotated as Phosphodiest-domain-containing protein. NCBI's taxonomy places the organism in Eukaryota, Fungi, Basidiomycota, Agaricomycetes, Polyporales, Fomitopsidaceae. Bases 1 to 1557 code for a protein of 518 amino acids. Gene Ontology annotation, molecular function: nucleoside triphosphate diphosphatase activity; ribonucleoside triphosphate phosphatase activity. The record is from RefSeq and is a predicted model, not a curated record. The transcript is spliced from 13 exons. Gene Ontology annotation, biological process: nucleoside triphosphate metabolic process.
AUGCAGAAGAGCGACAACUUGGAGGCUGUGUCUCCUCGUCGCUCGUUGCAGCAAGAACUGGGCACCAAUGACGAGGAGCGCACGAGGCUUCUCUCUGACGGCGAGAGGACGUUUGAUGACGAAGUCGUGUAUUCCCGUCCUGCUCCAUCUCGCAAGCUCGUCGUAGGUGUGGGUGUCGGACUCAUUGUCAUUAUCCUUGGUGCACUCUUCGGACGACCACUGCUUCACGCCCUGAAGCCUCGCCCGAAACCUCAACCAGACUUCGACCAUAGACUUCUCCGGAGCAAUGGCACGCACUAUUUCAAGAAGAGUGCGCUCAUCGUGUCCAUUGACGGGUUGCGGGCGGAUUACCUGGAUCGGGGCUUGACACCACAUCUGCUAGCCAUUAGCAAGAAGGGGCUGCGUGCAAAGUCGAUGAAACCUAUCUUUCCGACUCUGACAUUCCCGAAUCAUUGGGCUUUGAUGACAGGUCUAUACGCUGAGUCGCACGGCAUUAUCGGAAAUAAUUUCUGGGAUCCCGCAACCGGCGUGGAAUUCCACUACAACAGUGCAGCCGCCUCGCGGGCGUCUCACUGGUGGCUAGGAGAGCCGAUGUGGGAGACUGCCCAACGUGCAGGAAUCGUCACUGCCAACCUCAUGUGGCCUGGACCGCCUACUACGAUGACGGGCUUCUCUCCUAGUUACUUCGUCCCUUGGAAGGACAAGGUCCCGCUGAAAGAGAAGCUUGACCAGAUCACAGCUUGGAUAGACCUGCCGCUGGACGAGCGACCUCAGUUCAUCAUGGCGUAUGAGCCGUCGCUUGACCAAGCCGGCCACCUUGCCGGACCUGCGUCUGAGCUCGUGAACAAAGUGCUCCAUGAGGUAGAUGUUUUUGCGCGGGACCUGCAUGACGCUCUGGAGGCUCGCAAUCUCACCGACAUCUUCGACGUUGUCUUCGUGAGUGACCACGGGAUGACAGACACUAGCGAUCCAGAAUGGAUCUACAUCGACGAUAUCCUCGGCGACGGCUUCGGAAUGAUCGACCAUGAAGACGGCUGGCCAUCCAUGGGCUUGCGCUUCAAGCCUGAGGCAGACACUGACAAGUACCUCCGCGUCCUCCUCAACGCGUCAGAAGCAAGCGGCGGCAGGUUCCACGUGUACACGCACGACACCAUGCCUGAGCGCUGGCACUUCGCGGACAACUACCGCAUCGCGCCGAUCUACGUCGUCCCGGAGAUGGGGUACGCGCUGACGAACCACAUCGAGAAUGGCUCGGGGAUGAGCAAAGGGAACCACGGCUAUGACAACGACGAGGCUGCGAUGCACGCUAUUUUCGUCGCACACGGACCCUUCUCCGCCGUGGUGAAGGCGAUCGAGCACGACCGUCAGCAGGCGCGCGUCCUCCCGCGCGCCCUCUCGCGGCCGAACAAGGGCUGGCACUCGACGUCCGACGACACGUACGUCAUGGACACAUUCGAGAACGUCAACAUUUACAACCUCGCGAUCAAGUUGCUCGGCAUCGAGGCCUUUGCGGCGCCCAAUAACGGGACGGAGGAGUUCUGGGACCAGUUCUUCUAG